Candoia aspera is the source of this 1137-nucleotide messenger RNA. It is a transcript of the gene FAM43B, whose product is annotated as family with sequence similarity 43 member B. The transcript has a single exon. The record is from RefSeq and is a predicted model, not a curated record. NCBI's taxonomy places the organism in Eukaryota, Metazoa, Chordata, Lepidosauria, Squamata, Candoiidae. The coding region runs from base 1 to 1137 and encodes 378 amino acids.
AUGGCCGCGCUGCUGCCCUGGCGCCGGGGCAAGUGGGUCCUGGUGGAGCACGAGGAGCGCAAGCGGCCGGGCAAGGGCUGGCCCCCGCGGCUGAGCUGCGCCUCGCUGCUGGCCAACCUGCUCGGCUCCUGCCCGGAGCUGUGGCCCCCGGGGGCCCUGGCGGGGCUCUUCCGCAGCAGGCGCCGGACGGCCCAGCUCAACGCUGAAGAGCCCACCUACCGCGUCUGGUACCUGGGCAACGCGGCCACCCUGCAGGCCAAGGGCGAGGGCUGUGCCGAAGCCACCGUGGAGAAGAUAUGGGCCCGUAGCCAGGGUGGUGGGCGAGGUGCCCGGAUGCGGCUGACCCUGGGGCUGCAUGGCCUCCACCUGCGGCCCACCGAGAAGGAGGUCCGCCGGCCUGGCCAUGCCUACCUGCUGCACCGCAUCACCUACUGCGGGGCCGACCGGCGCCACCCUGAGGUGUUCGCCUGGGUGUACCGGCACCAGGUCAAGAACAAGGCUGUGGCGCUGCGCUGCCACGCGGUGCUGCUCUCCAAGGCCGAGAAGGCCCAGGCCGUGGCCCGGCAGCUCUACCAGACCUCCGCCGCUGCCUUCAAUGAGUUCAAGAGCCUCCAGCGGCAGAGCGACUCUCGGCGCCUCCGACGGCAGCUCCUUGGCGAGGCCAUCGUCCCACUGGUGCCCCUGCGCAGGCUGCUCAAUGGCAAGUGCCCAUACAGGCCACCCCUGGACCGGAGCCGCAACGCCCCCCGGCUCAGCUCCAUCCAGGAGGAGGAGGAGGAGGAGGAGGAAGAGGAGGAGGAGAAGGAGAGGAAGAACAAGAGGCCCGCUGCAGCCAGGGUCUCAUCUGUACCUGGGCACUGUCCCACUGGUGCGGCACAGGAUUGGCUUGCCACCCGCACGGUCAUCUGCGCCAUUGGUGGCUUUGGCUCUGUUGGCACUGCCCUCUGGGCUGACCGCACAGCCCCUGGCCACGACGUCACCCCCAUUCCGGAUCCUGAGAUGUCCAGAGGACGUGACCGGCCAGAGAUGCAGACUUUGGUGCGGGAGUUCCAGUUCUGCACCUUGCAAGGUCCGCUGCCAAAGGAGGGUGCGACACCAUGGGUGCCCUCCCGGGAGUCCCCUUGCUUGUCCCGUUAG